Sesamum indicum (sesame) is the source of this 841-nucleotide messenger RNA. RefSeq names its product Tetratricopeptide repeat (TPR)-like superfamily protein. NCBI's taxonomy places the organism in Eukaryota, Viridiplantae, Streptophyta, Magnoliopsida, Lamiales, Pedaliaceae. The record is from RefSeq and is a predicted model, not a curated record.
CUAAAAAUGCGUCGUCACGCUUGUUUCGUUUGUGUUGUUCUGUUAUAGUUGCUUUGUCAACCUGAAACUAUACCUAAUUUAAGUACAUGGAAAGCUUGUGAAUGAACAAUUCUAUAAGUAGGGGGAAGACUGUAUCAUAAUAGCUAACGUAUCUCCAUGAUCAUCUUCUCUGCAGACUAGCCAAGAGAUAUACCGGACAUGGAUAGAGCCAUUACACUCCAGUUAGCACUGACCCUGAUGCUCCUGGUACUGUACCCAACGGCUGAAAGCAAGUGGAUCCCACACCAUCCACUACCUCGGGUUGAUCCUCCGCCUCUUUGUGCAUCUCAAUUGGCAUUGGUGAAUCAUGCUUGUGCUAUGCUGCCUUAUGCACGCGUCCCUCCACAUUCCCCACUAACGCCUGCUCCUCCAUCCCCAAAUGGGCAUGACAGGAGACACCACCACCACCAUCACGUCCACUUCCACGUCCACGACCAUGACCACGACCACGGCCACGGCCACGGUCACAGUCACGGUCACAGUCACAGACACUCGAGACAUGGGCACAAAGAAACAGCUAUUGAAGAGGAUUGCUGUCGGUGGUUAAAAGAAGUUGACGAUGUGUGCGUUUGUGAGCUUCUGGUGCACUUGCCUCCAUUCCUUACUAGGCCCGUUCACAAUUACACUGUUGGGGUUGAUGAUACGUGCAAUAUUACUUUCACUUGCGGAUCAAGGUUGGUGCCACUCUGAUUAACCCUGCUCAGCUGCACACAUCUGAGCAUAUCUAUUAAAGUUCUGUCAAGUUAUUAGUAUUAUGCAUGUAUUAGCUUCAGUACGUUCAUUUCAUUCUGCAAGAGCAAAA